Messenger RNA from Thalassophryne amazonica, 2620 nucleotides. It is a transcript of the gene atp6v1ab, whose product is annotated as ATPase H+ transporting V1 subunit Ab. Bases 186 to 2042 code for a protein of 618 amino acids. Gene Ontology annotation, molecular function: proton-transporting ATPase activity, rotational mechanism; ATP binding; ATP hydrolysis activity. Gene Ontology annotation, cellular component: proton-transporting V-type ATPase, V1 domain; lysosomal membrane. Gene Ontology annotation, biological process: proton transmembrane transport; ATP metabolic process. The transcript has 15 exons. Lineage: Eukaryota; Metazoa; Chordata; Actinopteri; Batrachoidiformes; Batrachoididae. The record is from RefSeq and is a predicted model, not a curated record.
GGGUUUGGUGUAACACUGAGUCAGAUCCAAAAUGGCGGCAGUUGCACAGGCCCAGCAGUAAAACAGCGAGUGAAUGAAAUCAGCUGAUCACAGCCUGCUGUCACGAAUCGCAGCAAUCAUCGUUUCUGUUCAGAGGCAAGACACAAAGUCACCACUUUAUAAACACAAGUCAAACUAAUCCUGCAAUGAUGGACAUGUCCAAGCUGCCUAGGAUCAGGGAUGAGGACAGAGAGAGUCAGUUUGGAUAUGUUCACGGAGUCUCUGGACCAGUGGUGACGGCCACAGCCAUGGCGGGAGCAGCCAUGUAUGAACUGGUUCGUGUGGGACACAGUGAGCUGGUGGGGGAGAUUAUCCGUUUGGAGGGAGACAUGGCCACCAUCCAGGUCUAUGAGGAGACGUCUGGUGUGUCUGUUGGAGAUCCUGUACUUCGGACAGGGAAACCCCUGUCUGUAGAGCUGGGUCCAGGAAUCAUGGGAUCCAUCUUUGACGGUAUCCAGCGUCCUCUAAAGGACAUCAAUGACAUGACACAAAGCAUUUACAUCCCCAGAGGUGUAAACAUCGGAGCCUUAAACAGAGACCAGAAGUGGGAGUUUUCUCCAGACAGGAACCUGCGGGUUGGCAGUCACAUCACAGGAGGGGACAUCUAUGGGAUGGUGUAUGAGAACUCCCUUAUCAAGCAUAAGAUCAUGCUGCCUCCCAAAAACAGAGGAACCGUGACCUACGUGGCUCCUCAUGGAAACUACGACAUCACUGACGUGGUGAUGGAGCUGGAAUUUGAAGGAGUGAAGGAAAAGUUCACCAUGGUACAGGUGUGGCCCGUCAGACAAGUUCGACCUGUCACAGAGAAGCUGCCGGCCAAUCACCCACUGCUGACGGGGCAGAGGGUGCUCGAUGCUCUUUUCCCAUGUGUGCAGGGAGGAACAACGGCCAUCCCAGGAGCCUUUGGCUGUGGAAAAACCGUCAUCUCCCAGUCCCUGUCUAAGUAUUCCAAUAGUGAUGUCAUUAUCUACGUAGGCUGUGGCGAGCGUGGAAAUGAGAUGUCAGAAGUUCUGCGGGAUUUCCCUGAGCUGACCAUGGAGGUGGAUGGCAAGACUGAGAGCAUCAUGAAGAGAACAGCACUGGUGGCCAACACCUCUAACAUGCCUGUGGCUGCAAGAGAAGCUUCCAUCUACACAGGAAUUACACUGUCUGAGUACUUCAGAGACAUGGGGUACAAUGUGAGCAUGAUGGCCGACUCCACCUCCCGUUGGGCCGAGGCUCUCAGAGAAAUUUCGGGUCGUCUGGCUGAGAUGCCUGCUGACAGCGGUUAUCCUGCCUACCUUGGCGCCCGUCUUGCCUCCUUUUAUGAGCGUGCUGGAAGGGUGAAGUGUCUGGGUAACCCUGAGAGAGAGGGUAGCGUCAGUAUUGUAGGAGCUGUAUCGCCUCCUGGUGGUGACUUCUCAGACCCUGUUACUUCAGCCACUCUCGGUAUUGUACAGGUGUUCUGGGGUCUGGAUAAGAAGCUUGCUCAGAGGAAGCACUUCCCUUCUGUGAACUGGCUGAUCAGCUAUAGCAAGUACACUCGUGCUCUGGAUGAAUAUUACGACAAGCACUUCCCUGAGUUUGUGCCCCUGCGCACCAAGGCCAAGGAGAUCCUGCAGGAGGAGGAGGAUCUGGCUGAAAUUGUGCAGCUUGUUGGAAAGGCAUCACUUGCGGAAACAGAUAAAAUCACCUUGGAGGUGGCCAAACUGAUUAAAGAUGAUUUCUUGCAACAGAAUGGUUAUACUCCUUAUGACAGGUACUGUCCCUUCUAUAAGACUGUAGGUAUUCUUUCCAACAUGAUAGCUUUCUACGACAUGGCACGGCACGCGGUGGAAACCACAGCUCAGAGCGACAACAAGAUCACCUGGGCCAUGAUCAGGGAGCACAUGGGCGAAAUCCUGUACAAGAUCAGCUCCAUGAAGUUUAAGGACCCCAUGAAGGAUGGAGAGGCUAAGAUUAAGGCGGAAUACACACAGCUGUUGGAAGACAUGCAGAACGCGUUCCGUACGCUGGAGGAGUAGGCUCACACUCCUUCUUACUUUUGUUCUCUGACCCCCUCCACUGCAGAAUCACAUUCCACCUCCUUGUAUUCCCAAAUUCCGUGUACUCCUCUGUGUGCGUGUAUGUGUAAUGGAGUGUCUGUAACGUAAGCAUGUGGAGGCAAAAGAGAAAGAUGUACUGUAUUUGACGAUUAUUGUUGCCUCAGAGGCCUCCUCUAGAUCCUCUGCCUGCUCACUGAUUGCGUGUUUAACGUCUGUAUGAAAGAUUGAACUCUUUACACUGUUUUCUUUAUCGAUCUGUUUACACUGUUCCCGUCUGUAGCCAUGUUCCUGAUGAUUGUUCAUUUGUUGUAAUUCAUAGACCAUCUGUACAGAAGAGUAUUGAUUAUAAAUUUAAUGAGAUCAGACUAUUUAUUGCCAGCAUUUUGUUGUGAACUUUGUCGUUCCUCCUUUUUGUUUUUAUGGUGGUUUUCAUGUUGUGUGGUCUUAUUGUGUAUUUGCCGUGCGAAUGUGUGAAAGUUGGACUUCGAUGCUCAGCUGUCCAGUACUUUUCAUCAUGUUACUCCCAAAGAAUUAAAAAUACGGUGAAUAAACCAUGA